GGAUCAGAGCCAGCUUCAUCGAUCACAACUGCAUUUCAUCGAUCGAGUUACCUAUCGAUUUUCUGCUCCACCACCACAUUACACAAUCAAUGGCUUCCAACAACAACGCCGUCGCCGCCGAGGUGAGCACCGCCGUUGCCAAGCUCAACGACCACCUCGCCGCCGCCCUCACCGGCGCCAACGACGAUGCCGCCACCAACACCAUCAUCACGCUGGCGGGGGAGAACAGCGGCGCCACCAUGGACGCCUCCGCCGCCGCGGGCGACGUGGAGGACCUCGUCGUUGUCGGCAACGCGGACGCCGAUGAGGACAACGACAACCAGGAAGGAGAGCAGGAGGAGGACGUGGUGAUCAGCGCCUACACCAACAGCAACUAUCAGGCCGUCAACAACUCGGUGCUCGUCUCCGGCAGCUGCGCCGUCAACGACCCCGGCGUCCACGUCGUCGUCGUCGAGCACGUCGACGAGAUUCGCGACUACGACGACGACCUCGACGCCCAAGAGUUCUAAGCCCCAGCUGCUAGCUAGCAGCUAGAGGUGGUCAUUGCAAAUGGCUUGGUCGUUUGAUGAGCAAACUAACAGUGAUUUCUUCAGCAUCAGUACUACGUAAAUGAUGUUCUAAAAGUCGAUGAUGAGGUGAUCCAUGGGAGUUACGUACAUCACAUAUAUUGUAUCCAUGCAUGGCAUAUAUCUAUAUAUUCUGAGUUCGUUUAUUUUAUUUAA
Messenger RNA from Setaria italica (foxtail millet), 722 nucleotides. RefSeq lists its product as uncharacterized. Bases 90 to 509 code for a protein of 139 amino acids. Lineage: Eukaryota; Viridiplantae; Streptophyta; Magnoliopsida; Poales; Poaceae. The transcript has a single exon. The record is from RefSeq and is a predicted model, not a curated record.